This is a messenger RNA of Seminavis robusta, 10093 nucleotides long. NCBI's taxonomy places the organism in Eukaryota, Bacillariophyta, Bacillariophyceae, Naviculales, Naviculaceae. The record is from the annotation of a GenBank genome assembly.
CAUGGGUCAUCAUUGCCACCAAGCAAACAAGCAAACUGGUACCAAAAAGAAGACCGGUACCCGACUCAAAGGCGAACAUGAUCUCCUCCCAAGGACAUCAUCAAUCCAUUAUUCGCAGCAGCAAUAGCAAUACAACAGAGCAAGAGCAAGAGACUUGGAGAGCGAGAGCAUGAAGAGCACCAGUGCUACUAGUCCUGAUACCGUCGGUAACUCGUUGAGAAGGGGAGGGUCGAUGGGUAGCAUCCGAAGAAGCAGAAGGAGAGGCAUGGGUAGCAUGGGUAGCAUCCAUAUGGGAAUGUUUCUACUGGUAGUAACCCUCCUUCUAGGCAUACAUGUGGUGCCAUGUACCGGAAUUUGGUUCACGAACGAGUUUAAUGAAAAAGCUGGGCCUUGUCUUUCCGAUUCCAAUGUUAUUGGAUACAAGCAUAUCUAUGACGUCAUGUCAGAUCUCGAAUACGAACAGAUUCGGCUGGAAGCAGGAGAAGCUUCCCGUGCCCCGUAUGUGAUUCCACUGUGUCCCCGGAUGAGGUACCUCAUGGAGGAACAAGCCUUGGAAAUCAUCUUGAAUGAGGACAUUACAGUGGCGUGUGGCGAGUUGGGACAAAGCAGCGAUCAAUGCGUACUGGAAGGAGGAAGUGGGGAUUAUCAGCUCUUUAUCCCUCCCACGUAUAGCCGGAAUGUCUAUGUGCAGGGAAUCACAUUCUCCCAGUUUCCACACUCUGCCAUUGUGGCCCGAGGAGAUAGCGAUGCCGUACUCUAUAUGAAGGACACGGUCUUUACCAACGGAACGUCCGUCGGCAGUGAUAUAGUGGAUCUAGCACCUCCCAAUGACACCGCCUUGGCUGCCAUGUCGAUCGCUGCCACUCGAACCACCGUUCAAAACCAUUUCGGUACUCCACCCGGAAUAUUCUCCAAUCGACAGGGAUCGCUCUAUCUGGAGGAUUUGACGCUGGGAGACAAGGGAGAUAGUGUCGUUUGCGACGAUCAUAUCGUGUACACCGAACGAGCCAACGGGUACGGAUCCCUCAAUUUUCGAGGCACAUUGGAAGCCACGGGUCAAACGGGCAACUUUGGCAACUACGCACCUCGCAUCUUUGUGAUACGAGGAACCGAUGGGGUGGAACCGGGCACGCACUAUUUUACCGAUAUGAACGUCGUGGCCAAUCAGCAACUCCAAUUUGAAGUCUUUCUUGAAAUCCGCGGCGACAAGGAACAGGCGAUUUGGACAAAUGUCACCGUCAGCAACAUUACCAUGCAAGCCGAUGGAGUUUUGGUGCAUGCCAUGAAUCAGAGCAUGGUGUCAAUUAGUGGGGGUCCUUCUUCUUCUGGAGGGCUCACUGUGGAGGAUUCGGUCAAUAUGGGGACCAUCUUGCAAGCCAGCUCGUUGGCAACCGUGAAGGCUUCCGAUGUGCAAGUCCGGAGAACGACCGCCAAACCCGAUCGAAUCAGAGUCAGCAGCGUACUCAUGGCAUCGAUCGGUGGGACAAUCCUUGCAGAGAGAUUCGAUGUGUCGGAUGUACGCGAUUUCACGUCCAUCUAUAUGGCCGAAUGCGGAAGUGUGCUCCAAGUGCUAUCCGCUUGUUUGAGUCAGGCAACGGUAGAGUAUAUCGGAUUCCUAGAUGCGGAGUCCUUCCCUGUCAUGGUGGAGAAUUACGUGGAAACAGGCUCCAUCAGCGGGCUUGUCCAAUGCGCCGAGGAGCCGUCUCUCUCGAUAUUUAAACCGGAUCCCGGUUCUGUAUGCUUAGGAAGCACGGUACCAUGCACGGGCACUUGCUUGCCCACAUUCCGGGAAACGACAACUUGCCAACCUCACGACGCUAGCCUUGGCUUGGAGUUUGAAGCAACCGAUUCCUUUGACGUACGGGAUUGUUCCGCUUCUUCCGCGGAACAAGAGGACAAGAUUUUGCGUUUCAACCUUCGAUUCUCGAUCUUUUCAGACACUGAUUUUUUUGAGCUCUUUAAGGAUGAUAUUGAUGGAGUAAUCUGUCAAACACAAUACUGGCUCAGUCAAUUGAUGCAGAAUGCUACCGGUAGCAAGAGUGUCUACGUCCAGGCUACGGAGAUAGAUUGGGGCCACUACAAAGAAGCAGACGAACCGUUACACCUGAACUUUACAGCACAGCUCGAAGAUGCCGCAAGUGAAACUGAUGAUGUCGACUGGCUGGAUUCUCAACAAAUCCUCAAUGAAGUGGAACGUUUGGGGGAAGAGGGAUGGAAACGGUACUUGGUGGAUUAUGUGUGGAAAGCUGAGCCACUUGGUCAAAAUGUUUUCGCAAAUGCCAAUCAAGUGUUUUAUGAUCUCUUAAUGCGAGAGCCCGUGCAGGGCACGCUCGAAGAAGCUGAAUGUCCGGCAACUGUUGCCCCAACUGCAGCUCCUUCCAGCAGUUCGUCAGCUGAUUCCAGCAGCUUGGACCCAUCAUUGACGUCGGUGGUGGACGCGGUCGCAUUGUAUGCAGAAGCAGAAACGAUGCUUGAAAAGCUAGUCUUGUCAGGCGUGGACUCUCAACUCCGUACGGCUGGACCGUUCACGCUUUUGGUGCCAACAAAUGAAGCCUUUGAGAAAGCAUAUCGACCAGAAUUGGACACGGAAGAGUACAAGCAUCAUUUGGUAGACUUACUGGGGUAUCACGUGGUGGAAGGUCUUUAUGUAUCCAGUUUCAUCACCGAGGAUAUGAAAGCGCUAACGAUAAACGGUGAAAGUAUCAAUGUUACAAGCAUCGAUCCUACAAUGAUCAAUGGUGAGGCCACCGUCAUUGCUGCGGAUGUGCUCGCGGACAACGGUGUUGCGCAUAUGAUUGAUGAAUUGCUGCUUCCAAGGAGUUUCACCAUGGAUAUGAUCAGUGCUGUUACCAUGCACCCUGACCUCACAAUCUUGCUGGAGUUGUUGAUACCUGACUUGGUGGAGACACUUCAGGGAACUGGUCCAUUUACGUUGUUCGCACCCACCGACGCCGCCUUCAGGAGCUUGAACCCGGAUGUAUUGAUGCUUUUGCAAACUGAUGAAGCUUUGAGGGAGGACGUCAAUGCGCUUUUGAGUCAUCAUGUGGCAAAUGGCAUCUGGGUCGCGGGAGAGCUCCAAAUUGAAUCAGAGUUGCAAAUGCUCUCGGGCAACACUACCAUGAUCAGCAACAAUCCGUCUUUGAUGAUUGGUUCGGCGCAACUGCGAGAUACAGAUAUUCUUGUCACCAACGGUGUGAUUCACAUCAUCGACUCUGUCCUGCUCAUGGGGAAUGCCACGGGUAGUAACUCCACAGGCGAAGACGACGACGACUCGAUUGGCGGGCCUGGCGGCAACAUCAAUAGCAGCAGUCCCGAUUGGCCCUUUGGUCCCAAUUACAUGGAUCUUUCUGAAUUGGAUCCCAUGUCAGAUUACAAUCUCAGUUUUUCUCUGUUUUCGGGGAAAGAAAGUCCAGCCAGUUGGGCCGAUGUCAAUGCCUUGAUGUGUCAAGUCAACAGCUUCUACACUUUCCAUUUGCGUCGAAUGCUCAAUGAUGCAACCAUCUUCGUGAAGGCCGUUUUCAUUGAUUUCUACUUCAACGACGAUGGUGCCGGUUCGGACGUGGAAGAUAUUGUUGUCACCUUCACUGCCUUUGCGUAUUUUGGUGAUGAAGAGCACACACAAGUCGACGCUGAUGAUGUUUUCCAAGCGAUGAAACUUUCUGCAGAUGAUCUCCAGAAUUUUCGUGAAGAAUUCAUCUGGAAGAGUGAACCCGAGCAAGAAAACAUCUUUUAUCAUACCGAAUCUCUUGCCAUAGAGGCAGGUGUUAACAACCCAAUCAACGACAAUGCAAUGCUCGUUGAAGCCAGUGGGUGUAUCUUGCCACCUGAAGACGAGGGUGCCAUUUUGUCACCGAAUGGUCCUGCUGUUCCGGAUGGCGGUUUGGGCGGGGACGCUAAAUCGACGAAUAUCGCUGUAGCCUUUCGAGUGUCCAACGUCGAAAACAUCAAAACGUCGGACGAUAUCAAGGCAGCGGGAUUGGAAGAUUCCUUCCCUGUCUUUGUCAGUGAACUUGUCAAUGAUAUGACCGCUGGAAGUAGCGCCCUUCGUGGCGGUCGAAGUUUGCGGGUGGUGCCCAUCCCCGGAACGGCAACUAUUGAGAGGGUGUUAGAAUUUGAUUGUCCGGCGAACGUUUUGCCGGGUCUCACCUGCCAUGAAGUCUUGGCCGCUUAUGACCUGCUCAUGAGCAGUGACGAAGACGAGAAUACUGUCAACAAUGAAUAUACUGAUGCUACCAAUCUAGCUGUCUAUGAUGGAACUUACAACAAUGUCUUGCAGCGUGUCAAUCCUGACACGCCUCUCUACAUCGGAAUCAUGACCAGUGAAGAUCAGAUCCCUCCCGGGUCAGACACAGCCCCGGGAUCAGGCAACAAUGAAACUGAAGCCAACGUCACUUCGGUGGUGGACAUUUUGGCCGGAGAGGAAGACUUUUCUGCUUUGUUGGCAGCGAUGGCUGCGACCGAACUUGAUGUCUUUUUGGAAGAGAUGGAAAACGUGACUCUGUUCGCACCACAAAACGCAGGGUUCGAGACCCUCGACAUGCAACGCCUAACCAAACUUGAGUACCGGCCGCACCUGAUUGAUCUCCUCGGAUACCACGUUCUGCCCAACGAGAUACCCACAGAUGACCUCGUCUUGUCCUUUUCCAUGGUGGCUUUGAACGGGGAAACCGUCAAUGUUACAAGUGUAAGCUCCAGAAUGUUGUCGGAACUCGCGCGCCCUGAUACUGGGGGUCAGGAUGGGAUAAAGUUGAACUACCGAGCGACAAUUGUCCUUGCCGAUUUGGAAGCUGAAAAUGGCGUAGUUCAUGGCCUUGACUCGGUGUUGUUGCCAUUCAGCUAUCGCUAUGAUGCCAUGGGGGCAGCAUUUGACUUGAAUUACUUCUCCACACUCGCCACUCUUGUGUCAAACGCAGAUUUGUUGGAAAUGUUCCAGCAACCCGGACCUUUUACAAUUUUUGCGCCUCGCAACGAAGCACUUUCUUCUUUGUCUUCUGAUGAGUAUGCCGAGCUGGAUAGCAACCCCUCCGCACUGUUGGAGAUGCUCAAAGGACACGUCUCUACUGGUGUGAUCACCAGCCAGGACUUGUAUGACGGGAUGGUGAUUACCAUGAUCAGUGGUGAGACGCACGAAGUGAAAUUGUCGCCAUCACCCAUGAUCGGUUCGGCGCAACUGCGAGAAACAGAUAUUCUUGUCACCAACGGUGUUAUACACUCCAUCGACAACCUGGCCAGAUCGCCGACCUCCAGUGAAAGCGACGAAACCGAGCCUAGCGCAGACACUGUGUGGGACGUAAUUGGAGGUGCCUCGAAUCUACAAUUGUUUCGGUCGGGGUUGGAGAGUACCAAUGUUGACAAGCUGCUCCAACAAGAUACUAUGGACUUCACUGUUUUUGGUCCUCCUGACGAGGCAGUACAAAAUGACGAAGCACUGAAAUUUUACAGUGAGAAUUUGAACAGUUGGAUUGGCCACGCAACAGACAUCUUUGAACACCAUAUCAUGGUUGGCUUGGCACUCACCGAACGAGGCAUUUGGGAAGAUACUGUGUCUGAGAUGUUUACCACGGUCACUGCCUCGUGUGCCUCAUCGUUGCUCGUGAAUCGCCGCACGCAGGAAAUUGGUGGGCAAAGUAUUGUUGUCGCAGACAUGAGCGCAGCCAACGGGGUUGUGCAUGAAAUGAGCGGAUUGUUGAAUGUCGAAUGGCGUCGAAAGUCGAUCCUCCAGUUUUUGGAGGAGCCAUAUGUGACGUGUAUGAGGACUCAGGGUUUUCUCUCCCGUUUCCGACGAUUGCAGGAUUCGUUCAGCUUUGACAACGUGAUCCAGGCGCUGUCUUCUCCGUCCACUCAAUUGGAUCAAUCUCUAUCGGUGGGGUUUGCGCCGAAUGGAUCGACUUUUGUGGCACCGUCCGAUGUUGCUUUUGUCGAUUCCGGGGUCCCGGACGAUGUCGACGAUGUUCUCUUGUACCACCAUGUGGUCGAUUCCAAUAUCUACAUGGAAGACCUUACGUCGUCAUUUAUGGGAGCGAGGAAGACAGCACAUCCAUUUGCAGAUGUUUUGGUCACAGUGGACGAAUGGUGGACUAUGAGAUACAAUGAUGUUGAGGUACAAGAGGAGUACCUCGCUCAAAAUGGUGUCAUUCAUGUAAUCAAUCAGUUGUUGGUGCCACCCACCAUGGUGGAGAUGCUCAACUUCACUACAAAUUUCACCGAUCUCAAAGUGUCGUUCUUGGUUGAUUGUUUCCAAUCGUCAAGUUUCGAUGCUGCUAAUCUAGCGACGUCGCUCGGUUAUGGCCCAGAACAGCGCUUCACGCUACUUGCUCCACUCGAUGGAGCGUUUGAUGCCUACUUCUGGGGGGGAGAGGAGAAAGAGCGAUUCCUGUCGCCAUUAUGGUCUCGUCAUGUAGAUGCUGUCCUGCUGAACUUGCUGAUUGCCCAACCAUAUACGAAGGAAGAUUUGGACCGAGAAUUAGCCUCAGAGUGGUCGUUCAUCCUGGAGAGUUUGGGUGGCUCGAUUCACACAGUCUACAACCGAACAAACAUUGGCUGGGGUAAAUCUCCAAACGAAGCACCAAGUGCACUAGACGGGGUGAUUCAUUUUGUCGAAAGCCUUGAAUUCCCCGCUUCUCUAACCAGCGAUGCUGUAAGCUUGCUGUGGAAUUUCAACAACACCUCAAGGUUCUCCGAGCUGGUCUUCUCGGGAGAUCUGUAUGACGCGAUAUCCAAAGUUGCCCCCCUGACUCUUUUGGCACCCACGGACGCAGCCUUUGAUGGGCGUUACACAUCGGCAGAAAUUGUGAGUCUUCUUGAAAACCACAUGUUCGAAGCCAUGCUCUUCAAGGACCAGUUGAAACAAAUGGAUGGGGAGUACAUAGUCUCCUUGAAUGGGAAAAAAUGGUGGAUUGAAACUGAUGGAGACUCGGUUUCUCUCAGAAGUGCUGACGGUCCAAUUGUUGAACUUGGUGGUGGCGAUCAUCUAUUCAGAACAGGAGUCAUGCAUUUCGUGGACUCUUUCAUAGUGGAAGCUAGUGACCUGCCACCUACCGUUAGCCCAACAGAGAACCCAUUGGGAGCAUCUGGACAAAACUGCAGUGCGUGUGACGGUGACAUUGUGACGACGAAUUCGCUACCGGGUGGUGUGUCUUGUUCGUUCUGGGAAUACGAAGUGUCGCAGCUUGACGCAGCUUCCGAAGAAUGCCUCUUGGAACGUGCAGUCGGUUCUACUGCAUGUGGAUGCGUCUCUACGGGUUCAGAGGAGAAGUGCUCCCUUUGUGCAGAUGGAGACAUUGAUUCCUCAAGAGUCCUUCCUGAUGCUCACGGCUUGACUUGUGGAUCGUUGCAAGGCAUGGACGAUGUGGAUGGGGUCGCAUGCGACAUUCUGAAGGAAAAGUACGCUGCUUGGUGCGGAUGCCCAGACUCCAAACCUCCACGAUGCAGCUUUUGCCAGUCUGGAGAGCACACGGCACAACCGUUCCCAAGUAUCACUGCGGUAACCAUGAAUUAUCGAUUGUUUGGUCAUUUGGGAGCCCCAGACUGCGAUGGCUUUGGAAACUUUUAUUCAGUACAAACGGAGGAUUCUUGUUCUGAUAUUGACAACGUCCUUUACCGCGAUUUCCCCUUCGAUAUGAGGGCUUGGUGCCGAUGCACCGGAGAGACAGCUCCAAAGGCGUGUGGAGAAGAUUUUUGUCCUCCAGGAACGGAGUUGCAGGAAUCCUUGGUACCCGGUUCAGAACAUGGUCUCAACGUAACCUGCCAGGAACUGAGUGACCUCUUUCCAUACGUCAGGGACGAGACUGUUUGUGACGAUGCACGGGAUACUGCGAAGCAAUGUUGCUUGCCUGCUUCUGGUCCGGUUGGGGGCGAAGCGGCUGGCGGUGUGAAUGACACUAACCCACCAAUGAAAUUGACUACAUCUUUCUUGGCAUUCGACCAGGAGGGUCAACGCACAGCCCGUGACUUGGCAGCCCCUGCUAGUGUGGAAACCGUCAACACGGCCUUUGACAAGUUCAUGAUUGAUGUUGUUGCCAACACGGAAGCAACUCAAAGGCAUUUGCUGCAAGCUCCGUCCAACCGUCGGCUGGCCGUUUCGCUUGUUCCUGGAAGCAGCGUAUUGUACGGAGUGUCCGACGUAUCUUGCGCCGAUUACGAUGGAGUCCCGGAGAAAUCCAGCUGUCAGAUGGUGUUUGCACAGUACGAGCUGAUCUUGCAAGACGAAGACCCCAAGGAGGUCGAGAAAAAGUACGACGAGGCCACGCAAAAGGCCAUUGAACAAGGGAAACUGCAGCAAUACUUGUCUCAGACAGAUCCAAACUACCCAUUCAAGGUAGCUGCUGUGACAGACGAGCCCGAAGCUUCAUCCGACAAGAUGCCAUGGUGGGUUAUUCUCUUCAUCGUCUUGGCGAGUGUCUUUGGUGUCUGUGGUUUGUGUUGCAUCGGAGGCUACUUCAUGUCGGGACCUGUUCGACCCAAGCAAAACGACGACGAUAUCGAGGCCCCGCUGCUGGAAGCUACUGCCGUGCACGUGACGAGUGACAGAGUCAAGCCAGAACAGCAAGAGCCCUCCGACGGGCAGGACGAACGUACUCCUACCGGCGAAGACAGUAGUGUGACGCCCUUGGAUCAGAACAAUCUGCAACGAGAGGUCGUUGAUGACGACUACGAUGAAGACGUUAAUAGGAUUGCAAGGGUGGAGGACCAGGCUGGAGAUGACUCUUCUGAUGAAGAUGGAAGAGAUGAACCCUGGGGCGAAGAUGACGGCAGUUGGGAGGAUGGCGACGAAACCUAUGACGAGGCGCAUAAUGUCAGGUUAAACAAGAGCGAGGUCGCCGAGGUUGUAAGCGACGAAGAAGAUGACUUAGACGAUGGCGAUGGUCAGAGCUGGGAACACGGGGACGAUGAUGACGAACAGCAACCACGUGAAAAUCCAGAUCUCGAUCAGAGAGACAAAGAGCCAAAUCAAGACAACGAAGGGGAACAUCAAAACAGAAAUGCUGCCUUCGAGGUGAAUGAUGCGAGCCAACAUGGCGAGGAGCUUAUGCAAGACGAGGAGGCGCAAGCAAUGGACGUAGUAGACGACGAAGAAGAACAUCCUGCAGAGGAGGCGCAAACAAUGGACGAAGACAAAGAAGAGCAGCCUGCAGAUGCCGACAUUGGUAUGGUGUCCGAAGGAAGUGACCAUGAUAGCAACAUCGAUGGUGGCAUGGCUGAAACUUGGGACGACGAAGAUGUGGAGCAGCCCACGGGCGAGGAAGGAGUGGUCACACCUACUGACGAACAAGUGGGAACCUCACCUGAUGACGAAAAAGAGGCAAGAUCACCCACGGCUUCACCUGAAACUGAAGUCUUCGAUGCAAACGAUUCUCCAAGGUCAGAUGGGAAUGCAGUUGAAGAACUACGGGCGCCCGCGGAACCGUUACCGCACAUGGAGCAAACCGCAGGUGAACCGGCUGCUGUUGCCGUGGCGCAAACAAACAUUGAUGGAGCAGGAGAAGAGCCUACCGGCAUGCCCGCCGAUACAAUGAUAGCUCGAGUUGACAGUGAAGAUACAGAUCUUGACGGAUUCGAUGAAGAAGGACUGGGGAUUGCCAAACUUCGUUCGGAACUUGCCGAGAUUGAUCGUCGAGCGGCCACGAGCUUUGCAUCAGAAUCGCUUGGACCAUCCAGCAUGAUCGUAGAACCUGACGAAGAAGACGUGAAGUUACCCGCCUCUCCUCGGGUGAACGCGAACAGCAACAAAGAUAGCAUGCAGCCUGAUGGUGACGUCAAUUGGGUAUCACUGCACGAGGAACUGGCUGGUGAUGAGGCGCCUCAAUCAAUAUUCGACACAUUUCCCGCCGAAGAGGCACGGCAGCGCGAACUAGAGGCCGGAGAAAGCCAACCACAUGAGAGCGAGGAGGGAGGGGAACAGAUUCCUUCAAACGGUGGAGCAGGCAAACAGGUCUCAUCAUUCGACACAGCUGGGAAUCCUGCACAUUCAAGCGAGGGAGGAGAUUUUGAUGUGUUGCCAAACGAAACAGAAAAUGACUUUUCCAGUCCGACGCCACAGAACGAAGCAGUGGGCACUCAGGUCGUUGCGGACGAAGAUGCCAUUCAUGCUUGA